UAGCCCGGACUGGAAGUGGUACUACCUGAUCUCAGUUAUCGGAUUCGCGGCCCUUCGGAGAGGCGACUUGAUCCUCGUGAACACUAGUAGGGUGUUGCUGUCAAAGAAGGAAACUUUGCUCUAAGGAAACUUUGGAAGUUACCAGUGUAGAGAACACCAGUGCAAGCAGCCACAAUGCCUGGAGAAACAGGAAAAACAGAUAUGGAGAGGAUUGGCCUCUUCAGUGAGAUGGAAUAUAUUACUGUUGGUGAUAAAUAUGUGUCACCAUUUAAUCGACCCUUUAAUGAGGCUGCAAGCAAAAAGAGACAGAUGCUACCUGGGGGAUCCAAGGAAAUGUCAGAUCUCCAGGCAGGUUACUUUGAUCCCCAUUUUGUAAGGAUUUUUGAAGGCGAAGGCUACAUAAAUGUGAAUCAACUGAAGAGGCAGCAUAUGAUGGGAGAAGCCAAAAAAAAUCUAGGCAAAGCCUUCCUCCCCAGUAGUGGAGAUAAAAAGCCAUGUGGAUUAGGAAGCUACUAUGGAACGAUAGGUGGCCCAGUUCCAUUCUUCAGUGCACAGUCAAAACCUAGGGACAAGUACCAGCCACCUGGAAAGAAUUUAUAUACAAACCCAGGAAAGAAAGGAACUGGAUAUGGCUAUGCAAAUAUUACUAUUGGUAAACAAUUUUCACACUCUGCUGAUUUCUAUGAUGCAGCAAAAGUAAAUUACAAGAAAGAGAAUGAAGAACAUCAUCGUUUAGUUAAAGGGUCACCUUUCAAGUUAAACCUUUACCCAAGGGAAUAUUUCGAUGCGAAUCCUUAUUUUUCUGAGAAACCAUUACCACCAAUUAGAAAAGAAGAGAAGAAAGAAGUAGUUCCAAACCCUUUUAAGCCCUCUUCUCCUGGUAAAAAGGCUGGUGGAAUGAAGGCAGGGACAUUUGAUUCCUACCCAUCACAUUCUGCUGACCCUUAUGUGGCUAAAUUGACAAGGAUUUCUGGCAGAGAUGGUAAGAUUUUCCAUCCACCAAGUGGACCAAAAAGCAGACCAAUUCAAAGUAUAAUGACUUUGAAUGUCAGAAGGGCACUAAAUAUGAAGAACUACAAGACUGCUUCAGUACAGUCCUAUUAGCAAGUGGGAGUCAAGGAGCUAAGUAGAUCCUGACUACCAGCGAUUGUCAGGAGCUAAUUAUUUGAAAAAAUAUAAGAUGUUGUGAUGUUGUGAGGCCGAUAGCUCAAGCAUCUAAAAGAAAUAUACGAACUUGUAACUCAAAUACUCUGCCUAAUUUUAAUGCUACUACUUAAUAAAUACUGUCCAUUACUAAUAA
Messenger RNA from Otolemur garnettii (small-eared galago), 1300 nucleotides. It is a transcript of the gene CFAP96, whose product is annotated as chromosome unknown C4orf47 homolog. Bases 175 to 1104 code for a protein of 309 amino acids. Gene Ontology annotation, cellular component: centrosome. The record is from RefSeq and is a predicted model, not a curated record. The transcript is spliced from 8 exons. NCBI's taxonomy places the organism in Eukaryota, Metazoa, Chordata, Mammalia, Primates, Galagidae.